GAAUAUACGAUUGAUUUAGACCUACACAGAUUCGUACUAACACAAACGGAAAGAAAUAUGACUGUCACAAACAAAAUUCGCUCAUUUGUUGGGCGAAUACCGACUGGCUGGUGCCAGGGGGAGUAAUGUCUGGGUCUGUAUGGAGCCUUUUAAUUUCACAUUUGAACAGAUCAACUUCGAGCACGAACUCCAGCUUCCCCCUGAUGUUGAGCAAGUUCAACAGAAUUUUGAUUCCUUCAAUAAUGUGAUCCACUACGACUUAGAUUUUGUCAAUGAUUUCACUUCUUCUCCUUCUUCUUCUGCCGUUCUACAGUCUUAUGGAAUUCCUGAGACUGUGAAGAGGAACCCAGUUGAGCAGAGGCUAUGUCAGAGCAGCGAAGGUAACCCUUGUGAUACUCGAGUUCACUAUGUUUGGUCUGAGAAAAGGUUAAGCCCACAGGGGAACGAUCAUCUCGUGAAUCCCUUUAUCAACUUCAGUGAACUUGAAUCAGACAAGCCUUCCUCCAUCAACGAUCCUACCACAACUGCUGAUGACAUAUCUACCCUUAUCAAGGUAUCAGCCAUCACCAAAACUGUGAAUUCUCAACUACGUAGCCGUGACAACAGACCAAAGUUUACAAUCCCAAAAAGGAAGAUGGCUACAACGGAAGUGUCUCCUUCAACACUGGCACAUGUACCACAGCCAGCGACCACCACUGCACAACGAACGACCAAUACAACUCCGUUUGAAAACAGCAAUGCUUUUGAGACUGUUGCAGAAGCACUCCACUUGCAGUGGUCAGUUAUUGGUGAUAAGAAUGUGACCCCUGCUUCUCCUGAAGUAGUUGCUCAGAUUGUGGCUGAAGCAGAGAAGAGGUUGAAGGCCAACAAUAUACAGCCAGCACCCUUGAGUGAAAGUUUCUCCUCAAAGACAAAUUCAGAAACAUCCUCUGACAUACCUCAGAAUCUUAUUCCUGGUCUCAACAGUGAUAGCCAAAGUCUGAAAAUGUCUUUUGAGAGAACACCACGUUUGGAUUCUUUAUACUCUAAUGAUUCUCAUUCGUUGAUGUCUUCAGGAGAAAGCACUGAAAUAUUGCCAACAGACGUUUCAAAGACUGACAAAGAUUUGGCCAAAGUUAUUCCAUCAACCAAAGGCAAAAUUAUAAUUCCUGCAACAAAUAUCACUUUAACAACAGAGAAAACAUCUUGGUUCAAUUCAGGACCAAAAUUUAUGUCUGACUCCGAAACAUCCCCCAGGGACAGGGAACAGGUAAAACCAAAAUCGAAGAAAAAGGGAAAACCUAAGAACAAAUCUGCUUCCAAAGAUUUUACAGAAGAAAAUGAUGGUUUGUCUCCUUCCGCAUCAACAACAUCUUCAGUUGUCUCAUCGUCUAUGGAACAAAUCUCCAGAGAACCCAGUCAAGAGAAUGGUCUAAGUGAAGGAGACAAAACUGAUGAAGUUGCCUCUGUAAAAAGCUCCUCAGCCCAGUUCUCUGAUUGUGAUGAGGAUUACAAUUAUGAAGACGACAGCACAGCCGAAGAUUUUCUCAAGUCACUGCCACCUGUCAAAGCUAUUGAGCUGGAAAGUUUCCUCAAAAGAUUCCAAAAUGGACGACACUCUCCACCAGUGAGAGAACGUUCUUUCACACCAAGUGACUCUGGCAGAGACACUGCAAGGUUUUCUCCUCUGCUGGAUUCGGUGACCGGUGCUAGCCAUGACCAAAAGUAUCCUUUCCAAAAUACUGACAUUUCCGAUCGUCUUGGUUCCGUCCCUGGCAGUGUGGAGUUACCCGAGAAAGAUGUCAGUUCUUUACCAUCUAAAUUAUCGACUACCACAAAACCUAAAAUCGUUCUUCCUGACCCUGGACCUCUUUUUAAGAAUGCAAUGAAACCAUUUACAGAGAGAAAAUCCAAGGCCUAUGUCGAGGUAUCUUCUCCAGCAACAGGGAAACCGGAAGAAACGAACCUAAAUACUGUUCUGAAGGAGAAGGCAAAACUGGAGGGUCAGUUGGAAGUGUUGAGUGCAGAGGCAGAAAUUGCAUUACAAGAACGUGCGGAGUUACAGGCUCAAGUUGCCUCUCUGGAUCAGAAACUGCAAUUGUUCAAUAAUUCGGAGUCUGACGUGAAACAGAAUGCACUGAAAGCCGACAUCAAGAGCUUGAAAGAGAACCGUGUCUACUUGGAACAAUGUCUAGAGGAUACUCAGAAACUGCUCGAAGAAAAGAUUGAUGCUGCUAAACAUCAUGAAGAGGAAUUGAAGCUGACCCAGGAGCUUCAGGACAAGCAAAACAUAAAUGUACGAGAAUUGUCGGACAGUCUUAAUGCCCGUGACGUGACCAUUCAAGCUUUAAAAAAUAAAGUUGCUGAACUUUAUGUUGAGGUGCAGACUGCACUUCAGAAAAAGAUGCUGUCUGACACUUAUGCACGGAAUGCAAAAAGUGACCUGUCAGCCAUUACCAGCACAAAGCAGUGGUACCACGAACAACUCCAGAUGGCCAACAAGGUUCGUUCAGAACUGCAAAAGGAGUUAACUGCACUGCAUGCACAAGUCUCAUCUCAGGGAAUAAUCAGCGAACGCUUGAAAGCAGAUACUGCACGCCUGCACCAGUUGUUGUCUGAGACGCGGCAGAAGGCAGUGUUAGAGAAAGAGACACUCGCUCGACAACUGGAAAACAUUCAGGCAGACAUGUUGGAGAGAGAAACAGCUUUCCAGGAGAUCCAGAGAGAGAGGCAUCUCAUUGAAGAGACAUUUGAUUCGAAAAUUUUGAGUGUCGAGGAAGAGAAGUCAAAGAUAGCCACCUUGUUGCAGACAACAGUUGACCUAGAGGCUCAACUUGAGAAAUCACAAAACAACGUGAAGAAAAAGCAGAUUCAAAUAUUUUCUUUAGAAACUGAGCAGGCAAGUCUGAUGAAAAAUCUGAUGGUUACUGAAGGAAAACUCACUGAAAAGGAUAAAAUCAGUGAGGAAUUACAGCAGAAACUCAUUGAUGUUGAAUCUUCUUUGAGUGCUUUCCAAACAGAAGUCAGUCGGAAGAACCAGGAAGUGUUGAAGUUGAAAGAAGAGAAGGCUGCAGUGGAAAUAUCUUUGGUAGCAGCUUCUGAAGAAAAGAAAAUUUUUGAUUCUUCCUUGGAAACACUUCGUGGUGACUUGAGUAAAGUAGAGAAAAGCUUUUGGCAAAUGAAGCAGGAGCUGAAUAAUCGUGUUGCCGAACUUGAACAAGUGAAAGUGGACAGAGAUAGGAUCAAGUUGGAAUUGGAAGAAUCUCAGAAAACACUGUCUAAUUUGCCUGAGAAAGAACUUCAGGAAGACAAAGAGAAUCUGGUUGAACAUUCUCAGAAGAUUGAGAAGAAGAAUGAAGCUCUUACCAAGGACUUAAAUGAUCUUCGAGGGCAGUUUACAGAAUUGAAUGACCGGUAUUUACAUGAAGUUCAUGAGAAGGAAGCCGUACAGAACCUUCUAGAAAAUGUCCAGAAGAAUCUUGAUCUUGUAAAUGUUGAAUUAGAAAAGGAGAAAGAGAGACCAUCAAGUGAAGAGCAAAAUCUAGAAAAUUCUGAGAAACUUCUACAGCUUGAGACUGAGAACAAAACCCUGAAAGCAGAGAUGAAAUCUAUUGAAAAGAAAUGGCAAAACAACUUGACCAAACAGAAAGCUCGGUCAGCAAGACUUAGUACUGAUUUAAAUGCUGUGAAAGAUGAAUUGAUGGAAAGACAAAAGGCUUAUGACAGCAACACUGAACUUCUCAGUAGUAAACUCCGCGAGAUGGUUUCCAGCAAAGAAGCACUUCAGAACGAACAUGAUAUGCUUAAACGGAAGUUUGAAUUUGGUAUGUUGGAGCAACAAGAUCACAUGAAGGUAGAGUUACAGACUCUUGCUGGAGAAUUAGAAUUGGUAACCAGCCAGAAACAUCAAGCUGAAAGUCAAUUAACAGAACUGGAAAUAGCAACCAAACAACAGAUUGACCAAUAUGUAGCACAGGUUGUGGUCAUGGGAGAGCAGCUACAGCAAUUGGUCAACGAGAAAGAAGAAGUGGAGCGGGAAGCCAGUUCCAAAGAUUACCAAUUCCAGCUGGAACUUGAAAAAGAACGAGGUCGCCUUACAGGUUUACAACAAAGCAAUACAACUCUGAAGAACCAUGUGGCUGAGUUAGAAGAAGCUCUGGCUCGUCGUGAGUCGUCACUGGUCGAACUACAGACCCAGUUCAGCGAAACGCUGAAGAACCAAGAUUGUAACGAUUCUGAUUUCAGCAACAGGUUACAGGAACUUGAACAGAUGCUGGCUCAUGAAAAGAGUAACCAGAGAGAGCUCAGGAAACAGAUUGGUGUGAAAAUUAAAGAAAACAAAAACUUGAAGCGGCAACAGAAAGCUCUGGCAACUGAACAGGAGCAAUUACAGGGGAGCUUUGAGCAGAAAGCAUUGCAAUGUGAUGCAACUGCAGAUGAACUGCAGCGAAAGAAGGAAGAGCUGUCUCAGGUGCAGUCUAGUCUUCAGAAUGUGCAGCAUGUUAACCAAACACUGAACGCUCAAAUUGAGCGCUUGCAACGGAACCUCUCCGACAAUCAGGACCGCAAUCCAGUCAUACUGGAGCAACUAGAGAGUUUACAAUGGAAGCUUCAACAGAAGAACUCUGAAAUUGAGUCUGUUCGUCACCAAUUGACUCUGUCUGAAGAACGACACGACCUGGAACAGGAGAAUCUGAAAAAGACUUUACAGAACAACCAACAAGAACUGGAGGCCCUCCGUGGUGAACUGACAGCCUCACGCCAAGAAAAGUUGAACCAACAGGCUAAAGUGUCCGAAUUAAGGAGUGCCCUCAAGACCUCAAUCCAUCAACAUAAGAUCUCCAAAAAGGUUUCAUCCAAAUUAAAAAGCUCCCCCAAGAGGACCUUAGUUAACAGUGAAAACCUGACCGCAGAAGCCAGCAUUGAACCUGAAUCAACGCAGCCUGUGACUGAAGGAGCUUGCUCUCCGAACUGUCGAGACGUCGGGACACAAAUGGAUGAAGAUACCAAGGAGACCAUAUUAGCGCUGGCCGGUGAACCAUUUGACAUUGAAGCCUUGGAACAGCUAUUGCAGGACACAACAGUCCAAGCUCUGGAAAGCAAACCAUUGGAUGACUUGCAGUCCUGCCUGAGUAGUCUUCGAGCUCAAAUCUCCGGACUAGAGAAGCAGAUCGAUGAUCAUUCAGCAGCUAUUCAGAAUUCUGGUGAAACCUGGAGGGAUGUAGAAACACAGGUUGUUGAACUACAACAAGUGGUACAAACUGUAACCAACACAACGUCCUGCCCGACGCUAACAACUACCGUGGCAGACACUUCAGAAGCAACCUAUUGAAUACAAAGUGUGCAGCCAGUUAUUAUUAUUACUAUCAUCAUCAUCAUUAUUAUUAUUAUUAUUAUUACACUAUGUGGUGCACCAGUUCCUGCUGGAUCUAACUGGAUCUCUGUAGCACCCUCAUUUACUUAUCUUUCAAUUAUUGCCUUAUUUUGGCAACAAUCCAAAAAUCAAGAACACAAGAUCCUUCAUUUAUUACAGUUGGAGGAAAACAAAGGAAAGAAAAGUAUUAUUACUAACAAUAUACAUACAUGUGUAUAUAUAUAUAUAUAUAUAUAUAUAUAUAUCUAUGUAUUGCUUUGUUGUUCUGGAUGUGUCCAGUGGGAUGUAGGGUUUGGUCUUUGUUAAAACUUUUUAUCGUUAUGUUUUGGUUAAUUAGUUCCUUCUGCUAUCUCCUGCAGUAUUCUGCAUGUCUUUACAGAAUCUUUCUUGGCUGAAUGUGUAUGUAUGUAUGAUUUUGUGUAUAUAUGUAAGUGUAUAUAUAUUAAAUAUGUAUCUUUGUAAACCUAUACAUGUAUGUGUGUGUGUGCAUAUCUGAAUAUAUGUGUAUAUAUUUAUGUAUGUAUGUGUAUGGAGGUGGUAAGUGAUGUGAGAUUGAGUGGGAGUAAGGUAAUCUAUCCUGUACUCAACAUCAGACAUGUGUCCCCUAAUUUGGUUCAUCUUGCCACUAAAUCCCUGGUUUUCAUUUGGAUUAUGGCCUGUGUGUGAAACCCAGUUUGCAGUGGCUGGCAUAUAUUAUCUUCAUCAAUCUGAGGUGUCUACAAGCAGAGAAACUUUCUAUGUGAUCAUUCGAUAUUGCUAGAAAUAGUAGCCAAAUGUACUUCAUAUAAAGAAAAAACACAUUGGAUAAUGUAGUCUUAAAUCUGAACACCCCCUACCAUGCACACACAGAGAAAGUGAUGGUGGUCAUGAUUAGCAUGUCUUCAAUCUGCUCAGUCAGUGUUGUCCUGGGCUAAACAACAAUUAGAAAAAGCCUCUUGAGCUUACUAACAACCUUUAUGCGGUCACUCAACCUGCUAGAAAUAUCAGCCAAGUCUCUCUCAAAUCACUGUUGUAUAAAAAACCCCAGCAGACUGGAUGCCAUCAGUCUGAUUUGUGUGAAUAUCUUUCUCAAACAUUAUUUCUUUCAAGACAACUUUAAUCAGAUGCAAAGUGCCAUCUUUGCUAAUUAACCAUAUCUAGUAAAGACUCUAGUAGCAGUACCAAGACUGAUGUUUGUCUAAAACUGGUUUUUUUGUUGUUGUCAAGGAAUCUGUAUUUUACAUAAAUAAGGCUCCCUGCCACAUCCCAAUGGAAGUUCUCUGUUCACCCUCCAUCUCUGUCUGCUUGGUUACACACUGGUCAUGAAAACAAAGAGCUGUGGGUUUGAGUCUCAUGCAUAUGGAAACCCUACUUUAUUUCCAUCAGGGGCUUAUUUAUAUGCCCCAAUAUUAGACUAAUUUCUUUAGUCAUUACACAGGGAUCAUUUAUAAGCUUUAAGCUUAUAAAAUAUUAUUAUUAUUAUUAUUUACAGAAUUGUAAAAAUUGAUACUGCUUAUCAAAAACCAUCGCAGAUAUAUAUGUGUGUGUGUGUGUGUACAUAUAAUAUAUUAUAAAUGAUGAAAGAAAGUGUUACAACCGGUAUCUCUACUUUUGUAUAUAUGUAUAUGCAUUCAUGUAUGUGUGUGUCUACAUAUGUUUAUAAUAUAUAUAUAUAUAUAAUAAAUGACCUGGCUUGUUAAGAAGGUGUUAUACUCUACAUCUCUAUCUACUUAUAUGUGUGUGUGGUGUUAUACCUGCAUCUCUAUCUACUUAUAUAUGUGUAUAAGUGUAUAUAUAUAUGUGUGAGUGAGUGUGUGCUUAUGUAUAUAUGAUAUAUAUAUUUUAAAUGCUCUGGCUUGCUCAGAAAGAAAGUGUUAAACUCUGCAUCUUUAUCUACUUAUAUAUAUGUGUAUGUAUGUAUGUGUGUCUAUAUAUGUAUAUGCGUGUGCGUAUAUAUAAUAUAUAUAUUAUGAAUGACCUGGUUUGUUAAGGAAGAAAGUGUUACUCAGUUCCCUGAGACAAUAUUCUUUCCUAUCCAGAUCAGGUCUUUUAAACAAAGGUAGCCGACAUUCUUGAGUGAAAUCUUGUUUGUGUACCAACACUAAUCAAUGAGGAACGAUUGAUAAGUUGUCUUUGAGACACAUUCUGUCAAGUUCUUGGGCAGAAUUCUUCACAGAAGGUUUGUGAAGAAAUUUUAAAGAUUUUUUUUUUUAAAUAGAACAAAGAAAGAAAAAGUGAUAGUUGCCAAAACAAAGCUUGCUUGUAUGUGUGUGUGUGAUUUUACAGCUAUUUUCUCAUGUUUGACAAUUUGCUGGAGGAAAAGUCCAACAUUUCCUUGAGUGGAAAAAUGAAUAUAAGAGAGUGAUAUACACAUAUAGAUGCAUACUUGUGUACAUAUGCAUGUAUAUGUGUGGCUAUAUGUUUGUGUAUGUGUGUUUGAAUACCUGCACCCUUAUAUAUGCAUGUAUUUGCAUGAAUGAAUGUGCACACAUACCAAUUGGAAGUCUCCCUUUUUUUUUUUGCAAUGUGUUCCUUUAAUUUCUGAAUGAAAACAAGAAAGAUGACAGCCACUUUGGCCCCUACAAAGUAUGUGUUGUGGCCAAUAAUUAUUUUGGACUAGUUCACAUGUGAUAACAUGUGGCACCUAUGUUAAUUAAUUUUGUCAAAAUUGUUGAUAAUGCGGGGUUUCUUUGGUGAAAAAUUAUAAAAAAGUAAAGGGAAAGAGUUUCAAACAUGACUGGAAAUAUAUAGAACAUGGAGGAAAGAAACAAAUACAACAGCAAAAACAAUUGUAAACAAUACUAAACAAAUAAACAAACAAAACAAUCAGCACAAUGACUAUAACUUCGCACUGUUGUACCACUGAAUACUUGGUCUUUGAAUUCAUUUGCAAAAACAUCCUGGUAAUAGCAACUGUAAACUCUUUUGCUGCUGCGGAAAUUUCACAACGCUUAACUGUGGAAAGGAAUUGUAUAUUCCAACCUGUUGGAACUAUUUUCUGUUGAGAGAUGUCAAGUUUAUCAAGGCAAUGUGACUUGCAGAAAAUAUCAAUUCUAUUUUUUGGUAGAUAUUUAACAUUUCUGGAAUAAGCAUGAAAUUAUUGUUACAUUUGGGGGUAAUCAUCUUUUGCCACACAUUUUUACAUCAAGAAUCUUGCAAAACAAUAUAUAUAUGAAAUUAUAUUUUGCAGUUAAAGUGUUAAUUACCCCUCUAGUCUGUGAUUGGGAGGUAAAAACAAAGGGGUUCUUUUUUUGCUUCUUGUUUGGUUUGUUUCUAAAUGCUGAGAUAAGAAGACAUUGCAAGUGAGACGAGUCACACUCUCUCAACCAGUGACUAUAUCACAUACCCUACUUAUCUUUGUGUCCAUUUUCUUUUUUUGUAUUUUUUCUUUUUUCCCCCAUCAUUGUUUUUACAAAUUUGUUUCCUGCUCUGAUAUUUUCUUUUGAGAGGUAAUUCAAUAAUUUUGCUUUUUCUUUUUACUUCUUGAUAUUUAUUUAUUACAUUUGUUUAGAUUUAACAUUCAUUUUAAGAGUUUCUUUGUUAAUUGAAUUCUCUCUCUUUUUCUGUUUUUUUUUUUUUAUGACUGUUUUUGGGUACGAAUCUGUUUAUUUGGUUUCUGAUUAUUUUUAGCAGGAGAAAGUCAUGUUUAUUUCUGCAUCUCACAACACUACUACUACUACUACACUUACAACACACACUGCAACUGCCAGCAUCACAUUACCCUACAACUGGACCCUCACCAGCAACGACUACUCAAACAGACCCAUGCAUUGGAGGGAUGUCAGCUGAGUGGUGUAAAGGCGUCAUCUACCAAGAAUAGGGAACCACUAACAAAUGGCGGAUGCUACAAUUCUCUGUUACAGCACAUACUCCCAUACUACUACUACUACUAUCAUAUUACACUACAGCUACCGUUACACAACACUAUACCUGCACCACACCAUACCACUGCCACAACACUACACCUCUGUUACAUAAUACUCCCAUUACACCACAUCACACUUAACACACUCCACCUCCAUUGCGUUAUCCCACCACUGCCACCAUCCCCCGUACAGCUUUUCUACUUAAAUUAUCCAACUGUUUAUUAUGUAUGUUGUUAAAUUCUAAUUGUGAGCUCCCUGUAUCCAUCCUGAAUUCAGGAAAGCUGGGAAGAGAGAAGGUCACUGUGUUACCCCUUUUUUGGGGGGAGGGGAGUGGGGAAGUUAACAAGCUCGUUUAAUAUGCACAAUGCUUAUGUAUAGCUUUAUAACACUCAAGGGAGCAAUUAGAAGAGAGGUUUAUGCAAAAUCUUUACAUGAAAUGUGUUAACCCCUCUAAAAGAGGCCUACACCUAGACACAGAGGGGGAAAUAAGGGCUAAGGUAGUAAUGGCUACAAUUGGGCUAGUCACUCUAAAUUGGUCUGUUUCUUUUUUGUUUCAACCCUUUCUCAGAAGUGAAGAGUAAACCAGUGAAAGAAAUUCUACAUGAUGUCUAGAUCUGCUAGAAAUAAGUCAAAUUUACCUCAAACAUACCCUACAUUUUUAGAAAAUGACAGUUCAUAAUUUGAAAUGUUCUAUUCUUGAAUGAGAUGGGAUGGUCAUGGCUAGAAUGCCUUUGAUUAUAGGUCUUCUCAAAAAGGGGCCAACUUGGAGACUCAACAGCAACAACAAGUGUAAAGAGAGAGAAAAGAAGUGGGGGUCCCUGGAUUUUGAUCAGGCGGGGAUAUGAUAAAAGGUAUUUUAGGGACUAUAUUGUAUAUAACACAUUCUUUCUGUUUUAAGAUAGUUGGAUGUGACUUGAGGGAAUUUGGUUGCUAUUUCUAGCAGAUGAAAGUGGGUGCUGUCGGUCUUAACAUCACAUACAGUUGUAAUAAUGUUUCAUUGCUCAGUAAGCUAAUAUUUUUAUUUAUUCAUAUGUAUUUGAGGUUCUUCAAACUCCCUUUCCCUCUGCAUUUUUUCUGUUCUCAAUAUUUUUUUCUUUGGUUCAAAUGAUUCAUUAAGAAAAGAUUAUAUUUUUGGUUUAAAAAAUAAAAUAAAAAAUUAUUAUUCUUAUUAAUUUUAUUUAAUUUAAAUUUAGAAAACUGAGGUCAUGUCUAUCAAUGUGGUUGCUUUGAUUCUUAGCUGGAAUUUUUAAUAAUUUAUUUUGCAUGUAUUGUUCCCUUACAGGGAAAAGUAUGAACAUCGCAUCCUCAUCAUCUUCCAUGCAAAGUUCAUAUUCCAUGGUUCCUGGUUAAGAGAUAAUAAUAAUUCUUUGUACUACAACGGGCAUAAGGCAUGAAAAUUUUGAAGGGAGAGAUAAGCCAAUUAUAUUGACCCCCACUGCUCCACUGGUGCUUAUUUUAUUGACCUCAAAAAAGACAGGACCCCAAAGUAAAUCUCAGCAAUAUUUGAACUCAGAAUGUAAAGUUGGAAGAAAUACUGCUUAGCAUUUUGUCCAACACAGUAACGAUUCUACCAGCUUGCCACCAUAAUAAUAAUAAUCUUUUUUCUACUAUAGGCACAAUGCCUGGAAUUGGGGGAGGGGAUAAAUCAAUUACAUUGACCCCAGUACUCGACUGGUACCUAUUUUAUCGACCUCAAAAAGAUUAAAGGCAAAGUUAACCUUAGUGGAAUGUGAACUGAAAACAUCAAGACAGGCAAAAUGGCAGAUGAGAAAAUAUCUCACAGGGAUGAAGACUGCACUAGGAGUUGCUUGAGAAGACCCAGGAAUAUGCAGACAAAAGGUGAAUGCAGCAACAGGCUGCAAUGUGCCAAAAUGAGAGUUUUUAUUAAGGUGGUGAGCUGGCAGAAUCGUUAGCAUGCUGGGUGAAAUGCUUAAUGGUUUUUUUGUCUGUCUUUACAUUCUGAGUUCAAAUUCCACUGAGGUUGACUUAGCCUUUCAUCUUUUCAGGGUUGAUAAAUUGAGUACCCAUUGAGUCCUGAGGGUCGAUGUGAUUGACUGUCCUCCCUCCUGACAAAAUCCAGGUCUUGUGCCUAUAGUAGAAAGGAUUAUUAUUAUUAUUAUUAUUGUUAGGGUGGCGAGCUGGCAGAAUAGUUAGCAUGCUGGGCAAAAUGUUAAACAGCAUUUCAUGUCUAUGUUCUGAGUUCAAAUUCUGCCAAAGUUCACUUAACCUCUCAUCCUUUUUUGGGGUGGAUAAAAUAAGUACCAGUUGGAUACUGGGGUCAAUGCAAUCAACUUACCCCGCUCCCCUGAAUAGGUGGCCUUUGUACCAAAAUUUGAAAUUAUUAUUAUUAUUGUUAUGACUGUUUUUAUUAUUCAUGGUUUCAGAAACGAUUUGUUUCUUAAAACAAAGAAUUUAGGUACAUGAUGGAGAGGUUGUAGCAAAGUGUUGAAGGUUCACAAAACUAUUCACUGGACAACAUUAUUUUGUGUUGGAGAAUAUUGGAGGCAAUGAAAACUUCUUUGACAAAUGACAUUCAGCCGUCACCUCGUUUCAGUCUCUUGAUGAAAAACUCUUUUCAUCUACUGUUAUAUUCCCCUUUUCCUGCUAUUUACCCAGUCCCCAUUUUUUUUUUUUAAAAACCCAACAAUUUAUCCUUGUAACUCCAGCAGUUUCAUAAUUAAUUAAAAGAUUAUUUAUUGAU
Octopus bimaculoides (California two-spot octopus) is the source of this 11899-nucleotide messenger RNA. RefSeq lists its product as uncharacterized. NCBI's taxonomy places the organism in Eukaryota, Metazoa, Mollusca, Cephalopoda, Octopoda, Octopodidae. The record is from RefSeq and is a predicted model, not a curated record.